AGAUCAAACUUGUGCAGCACGACAUGAAUUCUUCCUAAUUACGAGUAGCGUUACGAGAAGUUACCUGGAUUUCCUGCUCAACAGGCGUUCACUCUGAGAAGAUCAUGGAGGGAGUCGAGGCGGAAUCCAGAGAUGAAGCAAUGAGAUCCAAAACUGCCUUUCGAUGUGCGAAAGCAGCGUUUCUGAUUUCUUCGUUCAAAUCCUUCCAGAAUCGCAACCUCAGAGCAUCUGUCGACGAACAAGCGAAGGAGAAAGAGAGGCUGAGGAAAGUUGUUGGAGAUUUGAAGAUCGAGUUGGCUAUGGAGCGUCGGAGGAAUAAGAGGAUCAAACUCUGCGGUUUGAUGGAAUUUGUUCUUCAGCUCCUGCUGGUUAUUUCUCUUUCGAGCUUCUUCCUUUUUAUCGCCUUCAAAUCUAUCUGAACUUUGAUAUAGAAUCAACGAUCUGGCCAUGGAAUUUGCUUGGAACAACCCUAACCAGUUCACGAAGUACAUUACUACUGGAUUUAUCGGCUUCCAUUUUUAUUUGUAGUUGUAGUAUAGGUUCGAAUGUGCGAAUUCUUGGAUGAGCUCCGUGGAGUCUUAAAUUUCAAUGACUUCACAAUUUUCUUGGUCACUGUUCAAUGGAAAUCGUCCAUUCAUUUCAAGGAUCAAAGAAAAGCUUCAAUACAUCGUGGAGG
Molecule: messenger RNA, 676 nt
Organism: Cucurbita pepo subsp. pepo (vegetable marrow)
Lineage: Eukaryota; Viridiplantae; Streptophyta; Magnoliopsida; Cucurbitales; Cucurbitaceae
Source: RefSeq, a predicted model, not a curated record